CAGACCUCAAGGGUCAUUCUCGUAUAAAGGGCUUCAAGUCAGCCUCAGCAGAUGUCCCUGUAUCACCGUUUCUAUCACCCGCUCGCUGCUGCUGCCGCAGACGAGUUAGAGCGAUGAGAGCCGCAGCGACGACGGCGAUCCUCGCCACGCUCCUUUUCGCAUCGACGUCGGAAGCGGGCCGGAACUUUACGCUCCGCGACGAUAUCUCCGGCAAUGGCUUUUUUGAUGCCUUCACCUGGUGGGACUCUGCUGACCCUACCCACGGAUUCGUCGACUACGUCUCCAAGUCCGACGCCCAGAAGGCUCAGCUCUCCUAUGUCGACUCCACGACGGGGAGAUUCGUGAUGCGUGCCGACGACAGCACAGUCCUUUCGGCCGGCUCAUCCACGGGCCGCAAGAGCGUGCGGAUCCACAGCAAGAAGCUCAUGGGGGACGGCGUCCUCAUCGCUAAGGUGUCGAGGAUGCCCGUUGGCUGCGCAACAUGGCCGGCGCUCUGGACGAGCACGAGGGGCACUUGGCCCACGGGUGGCGAGAUCGACAUUGUCGAGGGUGCCAACGACCAAGGGCCAACAAAUCUCGCAAGCUUGCACACGAGCAACGGCUGCUCCAUUGCGGGUGGGUCUGGAUACGGAAACCUUACGACCGUGGACGCAGCGACGAGAAAUACGACAUCUCUCACAACCGCAACUCUUAGACUGGACUCGGGCACGACAGAGAGCACGUACUGCGGGUACCAGCCCGGCUGCUCUGUGCGUUUCUCCGGCCAGAAGUCCUUUGGCAGCGAGUUCAACGAUAACAAUGGAGGCUUCUUUGUCAUGACGCGGGAUACCAUCGCCGGUGGAUCCGGAAUUUCCGUCUACUUCUGGCCCUCAACCACCGCUCCUCCCUCUCUCCUGACUUCGAGCCCUGCUGCACCCUACUUGCUCCUGCCCGACCUCAACACCUCCUCUUCCGCCCUCACCACCUCGUCCGAGGGCCAAGACUGGGGCGUGCCAGCGGCCCACUUCCCCAACAAUGCCACGACGUGCGAAAUGGACAAGCUCUACGGCCAGCACGAAAUCAUCAUCAACCUGUCCCUCUGUGGCGACUGGGCCGGCGCGACCUUUGACUCGGUCAGCGCCUGCCAGCUGACGGGCUCGUCGUGCGAGGCAUACGUCGCGCGCAAUCCAUCGGCCUUCACGAAUGCUCGCUGGGAGAUCGACUACCUGCACGUAUACACCGACUCUGCCCUUCGUUCCGCUCUCCGUUCUCACCAAGGUACCCUAGUCACCGCUCUCGUCGUUUGCGUCUCUGCACUGCUCGUCUUCUUCUAGUUUCUUUAAUGGGACAUUCGCACAUCAUCACGCUCUGUUGGUCUUGUACAGUACAUUGUAUAAUCUUGCUAGCAUGGAGACGCCAGCAGCUAGAAUG
This is a messenger RNA of Acaromyces ingoldii, 1410 nucleotides long. RefSeq lists its product as hypothetical. Gene Ontology annotation, biological process: glucan catabolic process. The record is from RefSeq and is a predicted model, not a curated record. The transcript has 4 exons. Lineage: Eukaryota; Fungi; Basidiomycota; Exobasidiomycetes; Exobasidiales; Cryptobasidiaceae. Gene Ontology annotation, molecular function: hydrolase activity, hydrolyzing O-glycosyl compounds. The coding region runs from base 114 to 1313 and encodes 399 amino acids.